GCCCACCCAACAGCCACCCCCUCCUCCUGACAGCUCACGUGACCCGAGAAGUGACGUAAGAGGAAGAAGUCGCCAUUAGAGGGAGGCGGAUAGACGGUUGCCAGAGUCCUUGGUCUGUCACUAGCGCUCUGUCACCCCUCCCCCCCUUUCCCCGUACCGGCCUCGGGAGCCCGGAGCUGCGUGUGGGCCUAGAUUGCGGCCUGGGUUCCCAGCUCCAGCAGUCUCCAUGGCGGCAGGAGGAGCGGCGGCGGCGGCCGGGGCUAGCAGGACCUACUCGUUCAAGGUGGUGCUGCUCGGGGAGGGCUGUGUGGGCAAGACCUCGCUGGUCCUGCGCUACUGCGAGAACAAGUUCAACGACAAGCACAUCACUACCCUGCAGGUGGGACCUGGCUGCUGUGUGUGUGAGAGAGCAACUACAACUCCCACAAUGCUCUGCCAGCCACAGCACUGCCAGAGCAUCAUGGGACUUGUAGUCCUAGAACUGCUGGGAUUUUCCAUCCUUGAGGAUGUAGAGUAUAGCAAGAGUGGCCUAAGGUAGACAAAUCCCAGUGUGUUGUAAAACUAUUUAUCCCUUUUAUGUUUCUUUAAGAUGGCAAAGCAUCAUGGGAGUAGUAGUUCUUCAGCAGGUGGUGGUCCAUAAUAUAUAUAUUUUUUUUAAUUUGGCUAUUUAGAGCAGGGGUCCUCAAACUGUGCUGAACUACAACUCCCAUGAUUCUUUGAAUUACAUAGAUAGCCAGAGAAGCAUGGGAGUUGUAGCUCAGCAACAUGGAGGGGGGAGUUUGAGGACCCCUGAUCUAGAGCCUGGCGUACCAGGCAUGUGUGUGAGUGCACAUGAGAACACGUGACUUCCUCAGAGUUUCCAGGAACACUCACACUUGUAGUGCAUGUGGUCCUCCUGUUGCAGUCUGUUUUUGCAGGUUGGCAGAGCAUCCUGGGUAACUUAGUCCAUAAUAAAUGUAGUGCUGAAAGUUACUACCAGUCCCUGUUUCACAGAUACCAGCCCAAGUGGUCCCUGUAAGAAUAAUAUUCUGCUUGCAAAUAGAGCUGUUCAUGUAAUGAUCUUAUCUGUUCACUGACACUUACCCAUUGAAAAGGCUUGUGUGUUUUUUUUUUUUUUAAUUUUUUUUCUUCCUCAAUCUAUUUCUAUAGAUUUUCUACAAAGUGCUCAUUCUCCUGUUUUGUUUCAUAUUCCAUUUCUGUCAAUUUGUGCAUAAAGCAUUUUGUCCACUAAUACGUUUGGAGAGUGUGCAGGUCAAAUAUCACUGCAAUACAAUACUGGAAUUAUUUUGCUUAAGCGAAGAUUAGAAGUGUAUAUAACAGCUGUAAUUUGUUUUGUAUAAAAACUUUACAGAAGUCUAACUUCAUAUAAUGUGAACCCGUGAUGUGGAUGUAAAGUUCAUCUUCAGUUUUAUGUAUAUAUUUUUUUUUUUUUUUUUGUACUUUGACCCCUUUAGAUAAUGCAUUUAAAUAAAUUACAUUCUCUCUAAAAUCUCUUGCAGUUUCUAUAGUGCGCUUUCCACACACUAGAAUGACUGAAUCUAGUCAGAGUAUUCUAUAUCUCAUAAACUCAAGGGCUAAUGGGAUUAUAGUGUAUCUAUUGAAACCUUUUAUAGACCUAGACAACCAGAAUGACUUAGUGUACACAGCAGUCUUUUACAUCGUCAGAUAAGAGACCGCAUCUAUUCGCAAUGAAGUGGUUUUGGUGCUUAGUGUUCCUUUUUUUUAAAAAGCAACUAUUUUUUUGACUCACCCCUUACUCGUAUGUCCAUUAUUACACUUUUUGUUUCUGAUAUCCUUGGGUGUUAUGCUACUUUGCACAGCUGUGCCUCAGGCUGCUUUCUCCCUAACCCAGAAAUAUUUCUAGGGCUGCACUGGUAUUGGGUGCAUUUUCUCGUAUUCGUAUCAAACUUUCUUAGUCUCCAAUUCUCUAGGAACUCGGAAAAAUCUCAUUUAUGGAAGCAUGGCAGCUAACCAAGUAAUUGAAAUUGCUACAACAUCCCUGAGGCAUCUCGCCACAAACAAGGUUUACUGAACUGAAUUGUUAAGAAUUCACUAUAGAGUUACAAAUUGUAGAAUGUUUCCCCAUUGGUUGUCGUGGUCUGUUGAUCAACCUAUUGCUUUCAGUUAGAAGCUGAAAUGCUUUACAACAGUUUUCUGUUCGCUUGUUAAGGUAGCCACCUCACUUUUUCCUGUAGAAAUCAUAAUUUUUUUUUUUUUUUUUUAAAUGGUACUUGCUUCUGCACCAGUGCCUAGAUUCCUUCAGUGCUGCCAGCAGCUCCGGCUGAUGAGAGGAGCAUUGGCAACUACGUGGUGGGCACGCAUCCAAAUGCUUCACAUAGGAAACCAUUGAAGUCAAUGCUUUUCUAAGAGCGUCUGCAUCAUGUGACCGUUUUACUUGGUCCGUGCAGCUAAAGCGCCUCUAAUGGCUGCCAGGAACACGACGACUAGAGGUGGAUUUAAAGCAUCACUGUCACCCUCUGGGGACUUUGCAUAACUUACAAAGUCCCUCAACAGUUACCUCUCCUCUGGCGGCAGAGGAGGAGAACAGGCAAAAGAUAAAAUUUACUUACCUGAUCAUGUCCCUCGCUGGCACCUUUAUCUUCCGGCUGGUCCUUGUGCGCCAUGAGCUGACGUCACUGCUGUACUCUCAUGCCUGCACUGGAGUACUAUAUGGAGGAACCAUAGAGACCUUGGGAUCUUCCAUAUAUACAGCUAAUAUCCAACAUGUCUUUAGUGACUGCUUCGAGAUUGACACUUCUAGAUGCCCAGUGUCUAGAAGUAUUAGGCUUAGGAAAAAUACUGAGACAAAGUAGUUCCUACUUUGUCUCCAUAUAUCUUUUGCCUGAGUUGGAAUUUCAGCCAGUGUGAGUAUUAAAUAAAGAUUUUAUUUUUAUGAAAUACUAAUUUUGCAUGGAUGGGGUGAGUGGGACCGACAGUGCUGCUGUACCCGGCAGUGUAAACAUUGUGGUUUUAAGGAAACUACAAUGUUGUCAAGGUUCAAUGAAAGGAUCACUGCACCCAGACCACUUCAUUGAGUUGAAAGUGUCUUGGUGACUUUAGUGGUCUAUUUAACUACUUGCCACCACUAACGCACGAAGCUGCUGCCCAGACCCUGUUGUAAAAAGCUCUGAAUGAUCCUGUGAUAAACACUUGGGUGGGCAGUGCUGAAUGAUUAAUAUACAAAAAUAAGUCCUGCGCUCAAACUCCUACAACUCCUGCUGAAUGACCGCACAUAUAGCUGCGGGAAGACAGAGCAUGGAGAGACACUUUUGCUAGCACAGUAUAGAUCAUUUUACAACUCUUCUGAAAACUGCUGCUCAUUCUACAUUUUAUACUUAAAGUGGCUCUGUCACCUCAAACAUACCUUACUCAUAUUGUUUCUUUUUCUCUUUCGGAGUGCUUUUCUUCAUUUCUGAACCAGUUCUCUUCAAAACAUAAGACAAAGUAGGGUACUAAUUUGUCUUAUUGUGAUGUAGUUCAGAAAUGGUGAAAAUUAAUCCUGUGAGAAGAAACAAUGCGUAAGGUAAGUUUGAGGUGACUUUAAAUAUACAUAUUUGGGUGAUUGUGAUAUUGCCAAGUCGCAAGUGGGGAACUCUGCCAUGAGGUGCUUUAAUGGUUUUUAUUUUAUUUUUGUCAGAUGGUUUGGCACGGAACCCAUGCAUUCUCACCCAAAUUCAUCUUCCUAAUAUUAGGUACUUGUAGACACAAGGAGGUAAUUAUUUUUUCAUCCUUUUUAGAUGUUCUGCUAAUUUUCCAAAUCAUAAGUAAUGUAGGCAUUUUUUAUUUUUUUUAAAGAAGGUUGCUUUCAGUUUCAAACGUAAUCUGUUUAUUAGGAGACCUCCGUAAAGCAGCAGGAACCUCGCUGCACAACUUCCUGUCUAGCAUCCUACAAUGUGCCUCAAGUUUCUACUGUUUUUUUUUUUUUUUUCCUCCCCUUGCUAUUGGCUGCCCUGACCUAGUCUUGGUGAGAGUAUCUGUCAGCUAUUGAUUCAAUGGCUGUCUUGCACAGAUCUGUAAAUAUAACCUGAGACAUUGCAUGAUUGUAAACAAUAAUGUAGUGGACUCUAUUGCUCAGUGGUUAGUUUCAAACAUGAAAGAUGUUCUUUUUGUUAUGCUUGCGUGACUUACAGUUUACCUAAAAGAUUGUUCAAAGUGUGGCUUAAUAAUGUAUUAUCCAAGUAUACUAUAAGGUUUCACCAUUUUUUGCUUGGGGUAGCUUUGCUUUGACUCCAUCCCCUGUGGUUCUUAAAUUUUGUGUUUGGGUAACAAUCAGUGAGAAAAUCAACCAACAGAGGCUACAUUAACAGUUUUCUUCUGUGUACUAGAACUUUGGUAUUCUAAGUAAACAGACAGGAACAACUCAGAAAAAAGCACCAAUUGAUAACCAGUAACAUGCAUUUGGUUCCUGCAGUUUGCCGGGAGCUGCUAUGAUAAAUAAGCAGAUGUUACAUUUAUCAUGCAUUUUUUUUGGAUUGGAGCAGCAUAUCUUGGUGCAAGAUUUUCCUUACUGAAUAUGCUAAUAAGUGCAGCUUUAGUAGUACCAAUCUAUGCAUAAUGGACAGUUUUUGAAACUGGAGAUUCACCCCCCCCCCACCCCUCCUUCAUCCUACAACAUUUGUAGUUUCAUUGGUCCUACACUUUAAGAUGCCAUCCUUGCGCAGAGCAAUCCAUUUGAGAUUUGUUGGACAUUCACACACUGGCUGGCAAUUUCUGUAAUCUUCCCAUGUUCAAUAACUGAGGAAAAAAACUUUUUGACUAUUGGAAUAUUCAUGUUCUUGCAAUCAAAAUACAUUUUUUUUUUUUUUUUAAACCAAUUGUUGUAGUCAUUGAGGUUUUUAAGGAAAAACUUUUUAUUUAUUUUUUUUUAAAUUCUUCCAGGAGAUGUAAGACGGGAAGUGAACUUUUGCAAACAGAGGGGAUUUUCUAGAAAAACAACUUUUUUGAAAUUCAAAAAAUUCCAUCAGUUUGCAUGCCAUUUUUUGUACAUUUUAGAAGCUGCUUUUCUUAAUAGUCUAGCUAACUCAGAGUUAAGGUGACUGUCUUCCUGUGCUAGCCAUCUGUUAUCUAAACGUUUUAAAGUACUCAUUAUUUCACUUGGAUUUGGAUCCAACUUUUACAAUCCAAUGAGGAUAUCAUUUGUAACGAAUAACCAAAAAAAAUAAAAAAAAAUACAAGAUGAUGGUUUUCAUAAGCUUAUGGAAAAAAUAUAAAGGUGCGAUGCCCAACAGCUAAGGGGAUCUGUUUUCCUUAGGGUUAGUUAGCAAGCUUUAGUGGUUUUGGUGCCAGGAUUGCCCUGUUGCAAUAUAGUGUGAAGUAGUCUGGUUUUGAAUGCUUUGACUUCUUAGCUGGGGUCUGACAUGAGAGUGCUGGAUUUUCCAACAGCUCAUUGGAUGAAAGCAUCGGCUGGGAGCAGAGCAUUGCAGAUACCAGGUAAUGUGAUUUGACUACUUACCAUGGGUUGACCAGGGCACUCCUGGCACCCCAACCAUCCCAGGAGACUCUAGUGGCUAUGGUGCUUUGAGUGUUCAUUAAUAGGAACACUCCAAGCAUCAUAACAAUUACAAGUUCUCCAAACACCUAGCAAAGGUAUAAAUGUGUGGAGUAUUACGGUACUCUGGAAAUAGAGCAUAAUACAAACCUGGAGUCUUGGAGGCAGUAGAACACACAAGUCCUGUGAAACUUGCCAUUAGAGGAACACUAUGCACUAUAACCACCACACUAGUUGCAUGAUCUGUGUAGAAAUAGAGAUGCCGGGUGGGACCAUUGUACAGUUAAACAAAGUAUGAAGUUACAGUAGAAUGCGCACACAUAGAGGCCUUUUUUGGCAGCAUUGUCAAGAAUGCAGCAUUUUGGAAAAUUCUCGGUCACUUAGAGGUGAUUAUGUACCUUCUGACAUAAUAUAAGAUUUGUGUCAAAUGCUGAUCAAUCUGUAUUUGUUUAUAACCUUCAUACUUUAAUACAUGACAAUUGCCUGUAGAUAGAAGCCAGCCAACCGCUAUUGCUCAUGUACAGAUCACAGCUAAAAAUAUUUAUGGGCAUAAAUAUAUAGGAAGGAGGGAUUAAGGGCUGGGGGGUGCCUUUUCUCUCGUGUUCAUGGAAGCAGUAUAACAGGAAAUAAAGGGUGGCAUUACUUCUCAACUACUGUUGUCAUGUACACAAUUGAUACUCAAAUUUUCACUUCAGUUUUCCCUCCUAAGCAAGGUACUAAAUCUCACUAUGUCAUAACUUUUUUUUUUUUGAUUAUAUAUUUGUGACAGUCUUGUCAAAAAUAUAACGUACAGUACAGGUGGUGCAAAAACACAAAGCAUACACUAACGUGUGUACAUACAGUUUACGGUUGGCUUGAACGUUGAAGAAUGUUGCUGUCUGUUUCCCUGUAGGGGAGUUAGACACCCUUUCCAUUUUCCAUGGACACCUGUCUUUCCUUUGGAUCCUAUCGUAUGCGAAUAUAAGUUACUGUUCCCAUUGUCCCGUCCAGGCAGUAGCUAGAAGAAAGUCAGAGAGAGCAGAAAAGAAAAUGAAGUAAAGGAGAAGGGAGUCCGGGUCGGCAGGGAUAGGCCUCUUCAGGUCAGCCACUGUGCGUACCUACGAUUUUGGGGUUACCUUGCUGGAUGUUGACUUUUUUUAUUUUGGGAAAACAAAUGGUUAUCUUUUAUUUAUAUGUACCAAUUUACAGGCAAUGAAUUGACAAAUGAUAGUAUGGUGAAUUUACAUUAAUCCAAAAGAAAUACUUGAGCUUAAAAUUCUAAAAUACGAAGUCUGCCAAAAGCUAAAUGUGGUCAUAAGAUCAAUUAUAAACCUUGAAGUUUAUACAGAUUGAUAUGCUUGUGAUACCAAUGAUUACAAUUUUUUUGUUUUUAUAAAUGAUCUCCUGUAUAUUUCGUGAUUUUUAAAAAUAUAGUGAAGAUUAGUCACUGGCAUUAAUUCAGGAAAAAUGAAGAGACCGCAAGUCACAAGGCGUUCAUAAGAUGUUACUACCAAAAAAGGGUGUUUCUCUCCAUUUUAAACACAUUGGUCAGCAAUUUAUUUUAAUUUUAGACUUUUUGAGAUAGAUACGUUGCUAUUCGCUUAAGUCAGUAUUUCAGUAAAUCAUAGUGAAUAUCCUAAUUUUAGACCAAAAUAGGAGGAGACUUGGAUAAUGGUUCCAAUUAGUCUGCUUUGGCCUUGAAUUUGCAUUUCACUUGAAAUUUACUUUGAAUUCCCUACAGUGCUGACUUUAUUAUAAUUUAAACGAGUUCAGUGCCGUUGUUGUUGUUAACUAAACUGCAAAGCAAGUUUAGAGAAAUGAGAAACAAAUGAAAGUCAAAUUAUACAAUCAUGACAAACUGUUUAAUUUCUCCUCCUCUGUUAAUUUGCAGUAGAGAUCACAUUGCUGGAAUACCACUUACAUGACCGAUUUGAUUAACACGAUGCCAUCAGAUUGCACCUUAUGUCUGGAAUGUAAAGACAAACUUCCAUGUGUUAUUGUUUUCUUUUAUUAGUGGACGAAAGUAUUGGAUCUUUUACCUGGGUCAUCAUGUAUGCACUUCUUGGAUAAUCCUUCUGUUAGUUCACAAAACUGUCGGUACCCUGUUUAAAUUUAAAUGGAUGUAGCCAGAACAGAUCAUCCAGGCUGGAUUGCAGUUGGUUUUGUUUGUGUGUGGUUUCUUUUUAUUUGUUGUUUGCAAUAAUUUAGAGACCAUAAAUGCAGUUUUUAUGGGUAACCAGGGUUUGGUUGCACUGAAUUCCCGUUCACCAUUUGGUUACCUAAGAAUUGACAGAGGCUCAGUAACUUCAUUUUGUAAGUGCCAAAAUGAUCCAUGCGUUUUGAAAAUGGUUUGGGUAAAACAGUUGUAAGAAAUUACGACCCUCUGCUCUUACAAGGAUAUUCUUUUAGGGAAUCGGUGACAAAUAAGACACAAACACAAGUGUAUAAUAAAAUGUAUUGUUAAUAUUGAUUUAGGAUACUGUUACAGCUUUUAGGAUAUACACAAUACACAUAACCACAUCCAGUCCAAAACCAAAAGAUACAUAGUAAAAGGGCAAUGCAUAUACAUUUAAAUGAAGAUUUUCCCCUUGCGCCUUCAUGUUUGUUAGUCUGAGAGAGUCACUCUCAGUUCAUCAUGGCACAACAGCUUGCUGCGCUGUCCUCCCCAAGAGAGUGACCUCUUUGGCUGUUGUCCUUUUUAAAGACUGAUUCUUGCUGUCAUUAACUACAAGUCCCAGAAUUAAUUUUCCCUCCCAAAAGUGGCUUAUCCUGCCCUCUUUUCACAGAGUUCCAUCUUUACACAAGUCCUUUUCUUUGAUCUCUUCCCUCCGGUUACACUACAACACUGUGUAAAAAGUGACCAGUUAGGGUUGGUUUCUGGGUAGAUUGGAUAGGAUGGCUUGGUUUAAAACAAACUUCAUGGUUAUACCUAGAUGUUAAUUACUCUGAUCUUCUGAUCUCCUGAUAACAUGACCCUUGAAACCUUUAUAGUAAAGAUUUGUACCCAUUGAUGACAACCUCCGUUAAAAUGUAAAUGGAAUUCCAUUGUGAAACCAGAUAGCUUGUUACACAACUGACCUUCACAAAGCAUAUGUCAAUAUAUUAAAAUAAAAAAAUAUAAUUUUUAAAGGAACCCCAUUUCUUACACAGUGACUGACCACUCCAUUUGAACAGUAAGAAGAUAUCAGAUGCUCCUUAACCAUCUAUAGCACUGCUCCGCUUAUCCUGUAGGCAAGAUUUUCUUAGGAUGCAAAGACCCCACAUAUGGACUUCCACCAUAACCACUAAUCUCUGCAGUAAUGGUUAUGAUACCCCCCUUACACACACACUGGUCCAACUGUUUGCUGAUGAUUGGCAGCAUACUUGGAACCACUAGGGCCCAGAUAACCUCUGGUGCAGGACUUGCAUUAUUGGCUGAGAGCGAUCAUCUGACACUCUUAGCCAAUGAGCUAGCCCUUCGGAGAUCUGGCUCUCAUGGGAAAUUGACCUGCAUCUAGCAGACCCCAGGUAAGCUGUGUGUGUGUGUAUUUAUAUUUUUUGGCAACUGUUUUUGGGGGUGGGGUUGCCAGGACAAUCCUGGCACUCUAUAGUGGUUAUGGUGCUCUGAGUGUUGCAUUUAGAGAUUUUUGAACUCUCAGACAUUAAAGUUUCCCAUUCCUUAUGUUUAGAUCUUUAUAUGCAAUUUUCAACAUGACUUCUUACUGAAUUAACACUUUGUUGCUUCCCCCUAUGGCAAAGUAGGUAGAACUCAAAAUAUCAUGAUGUAUGCUAUAAAUAAAAAAAAUUCUGUUUUAAAUAGAGGGACAGUGCUUUUUCUAAUUGCUGUUUGUAUAUAAUGCCUAAUGAGCGUGUGUAACGUGACAGAUAUUUAUAUUUCUUUAUAUUGUCCUUACCCUAAAAAUGUAGGUGAGGAUUGUGCAAUCUAGAUGGGUUUGGUUGUGAAACCUUCUUGUAAAGUAUUAAUGUUUGUGGUUUUUUUUUUUUUUUUAUCUGUGGUUUAAAAAAAAUAAUUUGUAUUUUUUUUAUUUUUCCCCAGGCAUCAUUUUUAACAAAGAAAUUAAACAUUGGUGGAAAAAGAGUGAAUCUUGCAAUAUGGGUAUGUUUAUCAUUAAGCAUCUAAUAUGUGCCUUCAUAUUUUUGCCUUGAAUGAGAAGACAGAAUAUAAAAUCCUGCAAGAGGAAGUGAUGCUAGGGUUGAAUUAGUGUAAACCUAAAAGAAAUAUAAACUGCUUUAAAAAAAACAAAAAACUUGUCCACCCCACGAAAAAAAAACCCCCACCAGAAUAGAAUGAACUGAAGCGAAUGACCAUCAUGUGAAGUCACACGGAGUGAAUUUUUUUUAAAUUUUUAUUUUUUAUUUUUCUCACUCCAUUGUGUGAACAUAGAAUGUGACGGCAGAUAAGAACCGCCCAUCUAGUCUGCCCAAUUUUCUAAAUGCUUUCAUUAUUAUUAGUCCCUGGCCUUAUCCCUAUUGCUAGGAUAGCCUUAUGUCUAUCCCCGCAUGCUUAAACUCCUCCACGGUGUUAACCUCUACCACUUCAGCUGGAAGGCUAUUUCAUUCAUCCACUACCCUCUGAGUAAAGUAAUACUUCCUGAUAUUUAUUUUUAAAUCUUUGCCCCUCUAAUUUUAAGACUGUCCUCUUGUUGUGGUAGUUUUUCUUCUUUUAAAUAUAGUCUCCUCUUUUACUGUGUUGAUUCCUUUUAUGUAUUUAAAUGUUUCUAUCAUAUCCCCCUGUCUCGUCUUUCCUCCAAGCUAUAUAUGUUAAGAUCCUUUAACCUUUCCUGGUAAUGUUUAUCCUGCAAUCCAUGAACCAGUUUAGUAGCCCUUCUCUGAACCCUCUCUAAGGUAUCAAUAUCCUUCUGAAGAUACAGUCUCCAGUACUGUGUACAAUACUCCAAGUGAGGUCUCACCAGUGUUCUGUACAAUGGCAUGAGCACUUACCUCUUUCUACUGCUAAUACCUCUCCCUAUACAACUAAGCAUUCUGCUAGCAUUUCCUGCUGCUCUAUUACAUUGUCUGCCUACCUUUUUAAGUCAACUGGUACCCAGUCCGAGGCUUACUGACUGAUGCCGUGGACUGCAAUGGAAGUUAAGGGGCAAAGCUGACGGCACCGGGCUAAAGACGAAAGUUGAACGGUUUAACCGUUUCAGUUAAGCCGGGACCUUCUCACACCAUAACAAGUUCUCUCAGAUGAAGUUGUUAUGGUGCCCAGAGUAUUCUUUUAACCGUUUCAUAACUAGUGUCUACCACAAAAAAUGCUCUCUCUCCACUAAUAGUCCUACUUUUCAUUUGUAGCAAUCCAUAGUGAAUGGGUAACUUGUCUCUUUAUUCAGAGUGUGCCUCUGUCUAAUGCUCCCCAAAACCUUAAACAUUGUGUGAGUGAAGCAUGCGUCAAGGUUAAUGGAGUCAAUGUGCGUUUCCUUAAUAUUUCCUCCAAUCCUCCUUCACCCAAGUUAAAAAAACAAAAAAGACAGACUUGGUGCUGCUUCAUCACUGUAUGAAACUGUGUUGAAGGGGUUAAUAAUGUAUUUGCCAUUCCGUGAUGGUGAGUGAUAGACAACUGCCUUCAUUGACCUCUGAUUAAAUAAUAAUUUGCUAGAUUUGUUUGUACUUAUUUUAUCACCAAAACUCUCACAUUUAAAUUGAGGAAACAUUCCAUGAACAAUAUCUGGUCAUACUUUCGUCUUCUUUCUUACUCAGGAUACUGCAGGGCAAGAAAGAUUCCAUGCGCUCGGUCCCAUCUACUACAGAGACUCUAAUGGAGCUAUUUUAGUAUAUGACAUUACAGAUGAGGAUUCGUUCCAGAAGGUAAGCUUGCCAUGUCACCAUGUCUCAUACUGUGCUCUUUAACCAUUAUUUUGGUUUCCAGCCAGUCCUUAUCACCUAACUACUCAACACCUCUAAAUGUGUUCUGCAGAGUCAUUCUCUUUAGAUUCUUAUUUUCAUGCUGUGUCUUUGUCUCUGUAAAUAGACGCUCUUCAUUGGUUCUCACUUAGGUUGUCUCACGUGAAAGGUAGUAACAUGACUGACCCAAAUAUAAACUUGGAAAGUCAAUGUUUGUAAGCUUGUGACCAUUCCAUUAGUGCAACAGCAUGUGAUAACUGAAUCCUAUUAAUGCAAAAGUUACACUCUCAGCACCAACUCAUAAAUGCAGGUAAUAGGUUUUGGUCUUAUUAAUAUGCGGUGUAAUUUUUUUUUGUUUUUGUUUUUUUUCCCCCCAUACUCAUUUUUACGGUUUUGCACAAAAAAGUUUUCAGAAUGCUACUGGCACCAUAAGGCACCUUAGCUACACCCUCUCAUGUCAGGCUACUUAUCAAAUGUAUGCAUGCAGCACGGUUCCUUAAUCCAAACUAAAAACCAUGUUUUAAAGAAUAAAAAACAAACAAGCACUCUUUUUGGGCCAUAGUAAUCCUUACUGAACUGGUCAGCUCUCUCUCCUCCCCCCUGCCUAAAUCCCAAAACUGGAGGAAAUAAAAAUUGAACACUUAUCACCUUUCUAUCACUGAGGCAAAGUUCUCCUGGCAACCCGAUCUUCACCCCAAUUACAUCACUCCCCUUAGCUGAAAGGGGAGGACAUAGAGUGCAUGGAGGCUGACACCAUUGGACGUUUGUCGCCAGCAGGCGACUUGCUGACAAAUGUAUAAACGCACAGAGCUGACCUAAGCCAGGCUAGAAUUCUUGGUGCUAAUGAUCCACCAAUGCCCCUGCUGGAGGUGAUGUCACACUUGUGUGCUGUGUUUCAGAAACGCUCAAGUGGUAGCUUUAGUGGAAUCACUAAAGUGGUCAUGGUGCUUGAAGUAACACAUUAAAUUACUAGUCAUGCUAACAUUGCAGCACAUAGUAAAAAAGGGACAGUGCACCCAGACCACUUCAGUGAGCUAAAGUGGUCUGGGUGCCUACUGUGUCCCUUUAAAUUGAACCACAAAUGUCGGUGAGUAAUAUAUAACAAAGACCUGUAAUUUUGUAUACUUGUUUUAUAGAAUCAAAUUUGAGGUGAUCAAGUGUAUUCCGCAGCCUUUUUGUUAAGCUCAAUAACUGUAUAGUUUAAACUGCCAUAUACAUAUGACAUUCCAUGGAUACUGAACAAAAGUUGUACGUACACUACAAAAUAAGAUGGAUAUUUUGGUGUUUGUUUUUUGUGUGUGUAUAUUUCUAAAUUUCUCUUGUUUUAAGGAGACUAUAAUUAUUUACUCUGCCCCCAGGUUAAAAAUUGGGUGAAGGAACUCAGAAAAAUGCUGGGAAAUGAAAUCUGUUUGUGUAUAGUAGGUAGGUUACUUAGACGCCAUACAAAAUGGUAAUUCUGUGUAUUGCGUGGUUUUCUAACUUGGCCUUGCUAAUUAACGGCUGUUUCUAACAGGUAACAAAGUAGACUUGGAAAAAGAGAGGCAUGUCUCCAUUCAAGAAGCAGAAGCGUAAGUUGUUGUGUAGUUGUUUGUAGCUCAAGGAUAUAGACUGGAUGUUAUUUUCUAAAAUAUUCCAAUUCUUUUUAAAGGUAUGCUGAAUCUGUGGGAGCAAAGCACUAUCACACUUCAGCUAAACAGAAUAAAGGAAUUGAAGAACUAUUCCUUGAUCUUUGUAAAAGUAAGUCAAAUCUGUAUAUUUAAAAUUAUAUUCUUUAUUUUAGUUGUGCAUAGAUAAUACAGACAGGCUUGCAUUGCUACAUCAGCUGGUGCAGACAUUUCAGCUGACAUAGAGAAACUGUUGCGUGGCCUUCGAUAACAUUGCACAUUUUCAUGGAAUAAGACAGAGUAAGAUUAAAGUAAUAAUAACAAGAUGGCUAGCCUGUCAGUCGCAUAGGAAGGUAGACUUCGAGACAAGUCAUGAUAAACAUACUGACUUUAUGGAGCAUAAGAAAUCAAACUUAGCUAAUGGGGACUUUUCCAAUUUGCCACUUUGUAUAUAAACAAGACCUGAAAUGUCACGGUCUCCUCCGUGGUUUCUGAUUUGUGCUGCAGCCGGUAGCGGGCUGCAGAUCAAACUGUCUGAUGUUUGUACAGGAAUCGCCUGCUCUUUGCACCGUGAGAGUCGCCGUCCUGUGCCGGGAGUGUUGAGGCAAUACCCUUUGUGAGCAAUCACUUGUGGCAGAGCAGCUUGGCGUUCUCAGAGUGCCAGCAUUCUCCAGAAGGCCGUAAAUAUGUUAUCCAGCCUUGGCACGAUGUCUGUCAGCCCACCACAGCAACCGGGAGAGCACAUGGCGUCCACCGUGAUGCUUAUCUCAGAGUCAGUGGUUGCUCCACAGGAGUGGACAUGGACCACCCGGCUCGACUGUGAGGAGAGCGGCCGUCUCUCCCCAACUUCGUCACCUGCAGGCUGCGGGAAGCCACCUCAGACUCAGUGUCGAAAUCGCUUGGUAAAGGUAUCAAGAUGUUCAUCAGGGCAUCCCCAGUUUGGGUAGCACCGUGUGGCGUCGAUCCCUGCUUGUUUUCUGCAAAUAUUUCCCUGUUAAGCAGGAACCCCUGUAUCGUGCGACUAUUUAGUUUGCUGGUCAGACUCCGCCCCCCAAGUCAAAUCAUUUAAAAAAAAUUUUUUGUUUUUACCUUUUAUAAAUUGUAAUGGCAUCUUAUAGUGUAUACAGAGUUUUCCAUUUGUUGAUUACAAUAUUCUGUUAUCCUGAACCUAGUGGUGGAAUUGUCUUGUAAAAAGGGUAGGUUGGAGAGGGCACAUUAUGCAUCCUCAAAGCCAUUUGGCCAAUUGUCAAAUGCUGCAACUCUGGAGCAAAGCAGUUGGCAUGGUUUGUAAAUAUCUGAUGUUAAAGGGAACCUCUGUGCACCACAACAUCUUAAAGGGACACUCCAGGCACCCAGACCACUUCUGCCCAUUGGAGUGGUCUGGGUGCCAACUCCCACUACCCUUAACCCUGCAACUGUAAUUAUUGCAGUUUUUUAUCAACUGCAAAAAUUACCUUGCAGGGUUAACUCCAUCUCUAGUGGCUGUCUAGUAGACAGCCACUAGAGGGCACUUCCUCCUUCAUAGCACAGAAAACCUGUGCUAGAGCGUCGCUGUGUGAGGACCUCCAGCGUCGCUCAUUUCCCCAUUGAAAAGCAUUUUCAAUGCUUUCCUAUGGGGAGCGCUUAUGCGCGGCAUUAGGUCUCCCCAGCCGGUGGGCGGGAUCAGUCUCGCCCACAUGCCGACGUAAUGACAGGGAGGAGCGGCGGCGGAGGAAGAAGCAGCGACGUGGGACUUCGUUGCUGCCUCUGGUAAGUUACUGAAGGGGUUUUCACCCCUUCAGCAACCGGGGAUUGGGGGGUGGGAGGGAGAGAUUGUUUUCAUGGCACUGGAGUUUCCCUUUAAUCCGAAUCAAGUGGAUGCCUUAAAGGGACACUGACUUUGUAUCGAGAGUUACAUCAAUUGGCUAAAUUGUGAACCUGUAUAAAUAUUUUGCCACUGUAAUGUAAGGUGUAAUAUUUAUGGUGCGUGUACUAUCCCUGUUUGUUAGUGCAACUUACCUCUUUCCAAAAAAAAAAAAAAACCAACCCUCAUCUGCGUCUAUUGUAUUUGGAAUCCUUUUUCAUCUAAUAUGGAAUGUUACUUUCAAUCUCCUAUAGUGUGUAGUGUGAAAAGUAAUAUGUGCAUAAUCAAUAUAUUUUUAAAUUAUUUAUUUUUUUUCCUUUCCCAGGAAUGAUUGAAACAGCACAAGUAGAUGAACGUGCAAAAGGCAAUGGCCCCAGUCAGUCAGGAGCUGCAAGGAGAGGAGUGCAGAUUGUAGAUGAUGAACCACAGGCACAGAGCGUUGGAGGAUGCUGUUCUGGAUAAUUGUAUAAACUGUGUGCAGAUCCCCCUCCCCACCCGUCAGGAAGAUCGCCAUAUUUCAAGUCACAUAUUCUUUUACUAUUGGAGUAAUAGAAUUUAACAGUAUUUAAAGGGAAAAAAAAAAUCCUAUAACAAGGCAGAGACCAAGUGCUAUACUAGUGGAGUUUGUGACCAGAGAAUUGGCAUUUUCUACAGCUGUUAACAGAGCAAUUACCAAUGGCCUUUUUACAUAUUUUUUUUUUUUCUUUCAUGAAGAAUAAUAUGCAUGUAGAAAAGACCUACUUAAAGCUUCAUUUAUAUUCUUUUUAAAUCUGAUCCUUAUUUAAUAACUUAUGUAAAUUGUUAGAAAGGUAUGCAUUUUUCUGCAGUCCUUUUUUGUAUUUGGUGGAAAAUUUAAUUGGAUUUCCUCUAAAAUACAAAUUGUUUUUGUUUUAUUGGCAGAUGCCUGUCAUUCUGUUUUUUGCAGGGUUUUGCACAUGUCCUAACUGUCCACUCUGAUUCUACUUCGUCCAUUCUGUAAGCUGAUCUGGUAAAUGUGCACUGUACAUUAAAUAUUUUAUCUGCUUUUUCAUGUGCAGAAAUAUAUCCUAUAAUGUUGUAUGACUUCACAAUUUCAGCUUUUUUUUUUUUUUUUUUAUAUAUCUAGGAAGUUACACACAUACCCAUCGUUUUUGAAUAUUUCAGUCUCUUUUCUUCAGAAGCAAUCCUUCAGCAAUCUCGCACUUAGGCUAGUGACUCAUUUGACUCCCUAAACACUUUACUUUCCUAUAAAUUGCUCUGAAAAAAUAUACUUUUUUAUUUCAUAUAUUUUUUUAUUUUUUUUUAAACUUUACCCCAAACACCACUGCAGACAACAUCAAUUUGUAUUGUAAUUCUACAGAACUCUCUGGAAGUGCAAAAUAAGGCAUUGAACUGUACUGGUUCAUGAAGACACAUGCCAUCGCAAUUACUAACCCCAAUGUGUUUGUUGUAGAAUAAAUCAUUGUUGGUUGCUUAACAAUGGUAACAUCUACGUCUAGUUCCAAAAUGAAAGUUUAUCUUUAGAACGUAUGUGUAUCUUUAUUUCUCUCUGUUUCACGUGUUUUGUCCUUUUAGAAGUGGCCAAACUAUUUUGUUCUAUAUACACAUUUGUAUACAUAACAUUCAAUUAUUUGAUGCACUAAGAACAGUUAAUUUUUUUUUUUUUUUUAGGUGAUGGUAUUAACAUUGUGGUUUAUUUAGAAAAACUGUAUAUAUUUCUUGUCUGUGUGAAGGUUUUCCUGCAUUAUAUAUUUGAAGAUGAAACACAUAGGUGUGUCUUUUGUGGUCAAGUGGGAUUUAAAAGAAAUGUUUUAACUUUGGACAUUGCCAUUGUUGAGCGCCAGUAAAUAUGUCUGAUAUAUAGUUAAAAAUACCAGUGCUGUUAUGGUACCGAACAUUUGAUAAAUCAUGUUUAAAGUUAUGGUUUAACAGUGGGGUACAGAAAAAUCACAAUCUAAAGAUAUUUGGAAACCGUUAGUUUCCAGAGCCAUUACACCUGUAACUAACAAAGUUCUUGGACAAAGCACCACAGGCAAAAUAAAUUCAAUGAUUCUUAUGUUUUAAUUUUCUAAUAUUCAGUGAUCUUAUUUAGUGUACCAUAUAUGCUGAAUUUGGCUAACCUCAAAUGAAAAACCGAAUAGGCUGUGAUAUUAGUGCAAUAAUUACAAUUCUGUAAAUUGUUUAAUUUGGUUCUGGUGCACAUAAAUUAAUUUAGAUACAUAUCAAAGAAUGGUUAAAACUGAGGCAUACAUUAAAAAAGUUGCCAUAUUAUUCAUAUUUGUACUUUAUACCUUUUCAUUAUAGUUCAUAAAAAUAUUAUCAACUUACUAAUCAAUAUGUCAGACCAUGGACCCUGAGGUUUCAACAAACAAACAAAACAUACCAAACCUCUAUAUUUCCUGCCCCUCUCUUCCCCUUAAAAACAAAACAGGAAAUUGUGCAUUUUCAUUUUGCAUGUUUACUCUGUACGGCAUAUAAAUAUUAUUUGAAGCUACUGCAAGCCCUACAUAUCUUCCCCACACAGACUCUCCUCUGUGUGGCUGUCCAAUCACAGCUUCUGUCUUAUUAGUUGCCAUCACUGUUACGUCCGGAGGAGGCGAUAGGUGGUAGAGAGUAUGGUUUCCCGAGGGGGGAUAUAGUUAGGGUUAAAUUGCUCAAAUCAUUUACUCCAUAAGGUAAACUUGUGCCCAAGGACUCCUGCACCCAUAACUCCAUUUAGAUCGUGUUUGAGGGAUAGGAAUAUCAUUUUAAAGAGACAUGACCGGCAUCAUAGAGAUAUAUAAUUAAAAAUGUAAAGUGCUAUCCC
Molecule: messenger RNA, 17543 nt
Organism: Pelobates cultripes (western spadefoot toad)
Lineage: Eukaryota; Metazoa; Chordata; Amphibia; Anura; Pelobatidae
Source: the annotation of a GenBank genome assembly